CCUUCAUUCCUGCAUAUUUUUACUCUACCGUGACCAAUGUGUAUUAAAUUUUACAACCCUGCAAUAGAAAAUUCAUGGUUUUCUAUGCUGCUGCAACGCCACCAAGGGGAUCAUGAAGGCCCUGACAUCAGAUUUUCGCAGCUACCCCGAAGAAGACACACAAGUCAAGGUAGACAUGCACGCAGGCGCCCUGGGCAAAUUUACGCAUAGUAAAAAGCUUAUUGAAUGAGCGGGAAACAGUGGGUAUCGCCGGCUCCUUGACGCGGCCGUGAUGAUGGAUCAUGAUCCUCGUCAUCGUCCGUCCAUCUGAUUUACGGAUGAGAUACAAAUAGGAAAUGUGCAGAGAAAAGGGUGUGCAUGUUUAGGCUUUGGCUUGAACCAGUACCUAAGUACCUACAUACAUACACAUUUACACACUAUGGAUGUAUGUAAGGUAGGUCUAUGUCUUACACCACAAAAGGACCACUUACCCACGACGUCGAUUGAAGCGAACAGGAGCGAAAUUUUUCCGACAAAUCGGGGCUUGGGUUAUUCCACUAGAGGGAAAGGAAGAUUAAUGACUCGCAUGUACAAGGAGAUAGAAGUUAAGUGGAGUGGAGUGAAGGGGGUUAGGGUCACGAGUUGGGGGAUGCACGGGCAGACAAAGAUGGGAAAGCUGGGGAAGGAGAUGGCGGCGCAUGGUGACUGGGCAAAAUUGCUGGGCGCCGAAGGCGAACUGCGACAGUAAUAUGGACUUUCGGCCCGUAGCGAACGUGGCUGACC
Pseudomassariella vexata is the source of this 762-nucleotide messenger RNA. RefSeq lists its product as uncharacterized. Lineage: Eukaryota; Fungi; Ascomycota; Sordariomycetes; Amphisphaeriales; Pseudomassariaceae. The coding region runs from base 419 to 727 and encodes 102 amino acids. The record is from RefSeq and is a predicted model, not a curated record. The transcript has 2 exons.